Carassius auratus (goldfish) is the source of this 1674-nucleotide messenger RNA. RefSeq names its product transcription factor Sox-18-like. Gene Ontology annotation, biological process: positive regulation of transcription by RNA polymerase II; angiogenesis; vasculogenesis. Gene Ontology annotation, cellular component: nucleus. The record is from RefSeq and is a predicted model, not a curated record. The transcript has 2 exons. Gene Ontology annotation, molecular function: RNA polymerase II cis-regulatory region sequence-specific DNA binding; DNA-binding transcription activator activity, RNA polymerase II-specific. Lineage: Eukaryota; Metazoa; Chordata; Actinopteri; Cypriniformes; Cyprinidae. The coding region runs from base 1 to 1329 and encodes 442 amino acids.
AUGAAUAUAUCUGAGUCUAGUUGCUGUCAAGAGGCCAGUUCUCAGCCCAUCCAGGUUGCGGAGCGUGGGACAUGGGGUGCCUCUUCCAGCACUCCGGGGCCUGACCGGGGACAUGGCUUUGACCACAGCCGGACCACAGAGCUGGCACCGGUUUCUGGCUCUGGAACACGGACGGGGUCCCGAACUGGAGGGGCCACAGCAGAGGCCAGGACGGGAAGCCCGGACUCAACCCAUUCUGGAGCUCUGACCCUGGGCUCUGGCGAGGGGAAAUCAGGAGGGGAGUCGAGGAUCAGGAGGCCGAUGAAUGCCUUCAUGGUGUGGGCUAAAGAUGAGCGCAAACGUCUGGCCCUCCAGAACCCAGAUCUGCAUAACGCUGUGCUCAGUAAGAUGCUGGGUCAAUCCUGGAAGGCUCUAAGCACACUAGACAAGCGUCCGUUUGUGGAGGAAGCCGAACGACUCCGUUUGCAGCAUCUCCAGGACCACCCAAACUACAAAUACCGUCCUCGCCGCAAGAAACAGCCCAAGAAGAUGAAACGAGUGGAACCAUGUUUGCUCCUCCAAGGCCUCGCUGGCGGCCCGGGACCACGAGAUGCUUACUCGCCACACCGCCAUGCCCAUCAUCUGAUGCUUCCUCUGGGACACUUCCGAGACCUCCACCCCUCCGGAGCUCCAGAGCUGGAGAGUUUCGGCCUGCCAACACCAGAGAUGUCACCGCUAGACAUGUUGGAGGAGGGAGGUGGAGAUUCAGUGUUUUUCCCCCCUCACAUGCAGGAAGAUGUGGGUCUGGGAUCGUGGAUAAACUACCACCAGCCUCCAAACCAUCAGGCUGGCCAUCACCCUCACCACAACUCCCAUAAUCUCCAGCAUUCCCACCCACACCUCAACCAGAAGUCUCCGCUGGCCUGCCUCCCGCUGCAGGAUAAAUGCCUGGUCGUUGAGUCCACGAACCCUAACAGUCUCUACCCCAACAUGAGUCUCCCAGAAUCUUCCAAGGCUCCUCACACUCCCACACCUGCAGGCUAUUACGGUCAGAUAUACGGGAGCAGUCAGUCCCAGCCUGCCUUCACCUCUCAUCUGGGCCAGCUGUCUCCACCGCCCGAGACCUCGGCAGUCGCUCAGGUCGCUCCACCCUCUCUGGACGCCGUGGACCAGCUGGGACCCUCUUCUGAGUUCUGGGGCGAAGUAGACAGGAUUGAGUUCGACCAGUACCUGAGUGUGAACAGGACUCGAUUGAGUAGGAACGCUCCUUGCGAGGAGAGCAGCGCUUUGAUAUCAGCCCUGUCCGAUGCCAGCAGCGCCGUCUACUACAGCGCGUGCAUUACAGGAUAAAACUGCUACCGCAAUCUCCAUGAAGUCCUGAAGUCCGGUGCACAUAUCGUUUUUUUUUUUUUGAGUCUCUGAUCUUUUUGAUUUAUUUGAGUUACCUUCUUCAGGGAAUCAUCUUGCCCGGUUUCACGAAUCACUGGAGGUUACUGAACUGGAGGUUCUCACUGUAUAGACUUCACUAAAUUGCAUUUCACAGAAUGACUAGUAAUUUCUGGUCUUGAUAACCUGUACUUUCUGAGACUGUGGUCAAAUUUAACCGAUAAUUUUGCUGACUCCAUCCAGCUACUGUAUGCUUAUGGUCUCAAAUGAGGGUACUGGGACGUGGAAGUCAAGAAUGUGAAUAUUAUA